UUGUUUUCUCUGGGGCUGGAGGGAACGCAGAGCCCACUAAGUCACUUGGAGACAGCACGGAUCAGAUGCACGCCUGGCAGAGAACGAGCUGGAGUCUGUACUCUCUUCUCAGUUAAGAAUGGGUGGUUACCCUUAAGAAAAAAGGGAGUUCGAGUUCAUUUGCCAAACCUCAACAGUCUUCUAUACCAGUUGGCAAAAUAGACAAUAACUGGUCGUUGUCCAUGAGUUUUCGGAACAGGAGAUUCCCCUGCAGCCUUUCAACACCCAACAUCAACGAGACUUCCAGCAAGGUUGACAUUCCUGCCUGGCUGCACAGGGAUGGCCCACCAUGGAGUGUUUGGAAGGGACAAGAGGUUGGUAUGGAGGGGCGAACCGCAGUCCCGUGGGGGCAAAACCGCUCUGGUGACUCCCUGAGAUGGGCUCCCACCCUCCAGAGGGCAACCAGUGUCCCAGAUGUCCUGGGAGGUGAAACGAAGGCAGGCUUCUCCUCCAUCACCAUUACAUCUCGGAAAGUCUCCAACACCCACAUUUACCAGUCACAUGAGACCCUGCAUCCCCACGCUCAGCCCCAUCAAGUCAGUACAGCCCGGCUACUGACCAAAAGCCCUGCCUUAUCCUCAGAGAGUACUAAGAGCUCCAAAUCCGCUUUAGAAAUCCAGAGGGCCUCUAUAUUGAAGGUAACAGAAGACAGGCAGGGCUCUUCCAUAUUUGACAGGGUCCUGAUGCGAGGGGCAGGCAGGAAGAGAGCUGGGCUGCCUGAAUAUAGAUACAGCUACACAGAAGGGCACAAGAGCCAGGAUGCAGGACAGUCCUCCAGGUCUCUGCCUCCGCUGCACUCCUUUCGGUCCUGCCUCCACCUGGAGGUGCCUCCGGUGUCUUCCAGCUCUGUCUUGUUUCUGAACAAGUCACUCUCCAUCUCUCUGGGGCAGGCAGAGGACGGGAGUAGCAGGGUGCACAGGUCCACUCUGUCUCUGUCCGUGGGCAGGACGCCCCACCACAGGUCCCCUAAGACGAACCCCCAAACAGACUGCAGGAUAUCCAGAGUUAAACAGGAAUGCACAUGGAAAUUGGACAACCAGAGGGCUGACUCGGGUCACAGUGGAGGCCACGCAUUACAGCGGUGGGGGUGUGAGAUCCUGAGAGUGACCUGUUCUGAUGGAGCUAACAGGCAGAGCACAGAUUCAGACACGCAACGCUCCACUCCAAGACUAUUGUCAUUCAGGGAACCAGGCCUCUCAUACACAGGGGCCAGCUGGCAGAAUGGAAAUGCAGAUGAGAAGUGCUAUCCUCCCUUCAGCAAUUUCAGACACAAGCACCCUACUUGCAAUGUCAACCCAGGUGACUUCAGGACGAAGGGAAGACAGCCACUGAGUGAGGAGAGAGAAGAGAGGAAAGAGAGACUAGGUGGCUCCGGAAAGACUCCUCAUGUCAACAACCAUCCCAACGCACACACAAAGUCCGCCCGCUGCUCUUGCCCGAUGGCCGACAUUUCUGCUCUUGCAUCCAGGACCCUCAGCCUCAGAGAGGCUCUGGAGCAGUUCAGGCCAGACUUCAUCAGCCGCUCCCAGGGCAGGGUGAGGAGACUGGAGCAAAGAGCCAGGAGGAGGAGGGCCCUACAGGAUCCCAACCCAGACCUGGUGCAGGGGCUCUGGGGUGACAGGGCCAGACACAGGGGGGACAAUUACACCAAGCCCGAUCCACUCAGCGAUAACCUGUUUAGGCCGAGGGAAAGGUCCAUAUCAGACCAUGAGAUGCACCUAAGGUCCAGACGAAUUUACAACAAGCUCCCAGAGGUCACGAAGAAGAAGGAGGAGGAGAAGAGGAGGGUAGUAUCACAAACGAACAGAUUGCGUGCUGAGCUCUUUAAGAAGAGACUUCUGGACCAACUCCUGCAAAGGUGAAGUGAUUCAAGGAAUGAUGCAAUUUAAGUGUGUCAUUUUAGCAUUCUUCAGCGUAUAUUUACAUUUACAUGUAGUCAUUUAGCAGAUGCUCUUAUCCAGAGCGA
Hypomesus transpacificus is the source of this 2005-nucleotide messenger RNA. Its product is annotated as (E2-independent) E3 ubiquitin-conjugating enzyme FATS-like. Gene Ontology annotation, biological process: regulation of centriole replication. The coding region runs from base 222 to 1901 and encodes 559 amino acids. The transcript is spliced from 8 exons. Lineage: Eukaryota; Metazoa; Chordata; Actinopteri; Osmeriformes; Osmeridae. The record is from RefSeq and is a predicted model, not a curated record. Gene Ontology annotation, cellular component: centriole; cytosol; centrosome.